This is a messenger RNA of Platichthys flesus (European flounder), 1310 nucleotides long. RefSeq names its product retinoschisin-like. The transcript has 6 exons. Lineage: Eukaryota; Metazoa; Chordata; Actinopteri; Pleuronectiformes; Pleuronectidae. The record is from RefSeq and is a predicted model, not a curated record. Bases 57 to 824 code for a protein of 255 amino acids.
UUACAGUAAUCCUAUCCACCAGUGUUGGGUAUCACACAAACUACAUUCCAACAUAGAUGAAGAUGAAGAUGGAGGUUACUGCUCGUGCUGCUGUGCUGCUCCUCCUGCUCAUAUCUCAGGCCCCGAGCGCCGUUCACUCACAGGAGGAGGAGGCGGCUGUCCAGGAGGAGGAGCUGCAGGAGGAGGAGCAGCAGGUGAUCGAGACAUGGACGAGCAACGUCAAGGCCUGCAGCUGUGACUGUGAGUCUGCUGACUCAUCCACAUUCAUCCCACCUGUGCCGCAGGCAUUACUGCCACCGCCACCUCAGGGGCAACCACUGAACUGCAUGCCAGAAUGCCCCUAUCACAGACCUCUGGGAUUUGAAUCUGGAUCUGUAACAUUAGACCAGAUCAGCUGCUCCAGUCAGGACCAGUACACCGGCUGGUACUCCUCCUGGAUCCCCGACAAGGCCCGCCUGAACAACCAAGGCUUUGGGUGUGCGUGGCUGUCCAAGUUCAAUGACCAGUACCAGUGGAUCCAGAUUGAUCUGAAGAAGGUGGGGGUGGUGUCUGGUAUCCUCACCCAGGGCCGCUGCGACGCCGAUGAGUGGAUUACUAAAUACAGCAUCCAGUAUCGCACUGUGGACACUCUGAACUGGAUCUAUUACAAAGACCAGACGGGAAACAACAGGGUUUUCUACGGGAACGCUGACCGAUCCUCCACAGUGCAGAACCUGCUGCGUCCUCCCAUCGUGGCGCGCUUCAUCCGCCUGCUGCCCCUGGGCUGGCACACCCGCAUCGCCAUGAGGAUGGAGCUGCUGAUGUGCAUGAACAAGUGCACCUGAUGUGAGCUCGGCCCGCUUCCUCCUCACCGGCCACCCCUCCCCUGCCAACAAGCCGCUUGCCAAACGGGGGACAUUGUCUUUGUCUGUCUUUCUUUGGUGAGGCUCAAUGUGGACAGGUUUAUUGAUGCACUAUUUCAUCUGUCUUCAAAUCUAUAAAGUCUAAUUGUGGCGAUGUAUAAAUACUAGAUUGGACAUAUUUUCAAUGCACUCAGGGUAUUCCGAAUGAAAAGGGAUAUUUGGGAUGUAAAUGUUCUUCAAUAAGCUACAGGAGAAAGAGACACAGAUCUGAUCACAUAUUAAUAAACCGGAGUCAAACACUACGUUGAAAAUAGUCACAGACAAGAGUAGAAUCAAAUGAGCUUGUUUUAUUUGAGAUUUACUUUUACAUUUGUAAACAUGGAUAUUCUAAAAUUGUUAAGCAUUCAUUUGUGGGUUUACGUUGUCAUGUAAAUGCUCUGUUGAAAAUAAAAGGCAAAUAAACACUGA